Labeo rohita (rohu) is the source of this 2215-nucleotide messenger RNA. RefSeq names its product growth arrest-specific 2b (gene gas2b). The transcript is spliced from 8 exons. Gene Ontology annotation, biological process: actin crosslink formation. Gene Ontology annotation, molecular function: cytoskeletal adaptor activity; microtubule binding; actin filament binding. Gene Ontology annotation, cellular component: actin filament. Lineage: Eukaryota; Metazoa; Chordata; Actinopteri; Cypriniformes; Cyprinidae. The record is from RefSeq and is a predicted model, not a curated record. Bases 58 to 1236 code for a protein of 392 amino acids.
GUGACAUUGUUGGCGGAUUUGCUGAGGACACACAAAAAGCAGUCCACCUGAGUCAGUAUGAAUGGUCCCUUCAUUCCCAGACGGGAACCAGGGCCUGACCUCUCCUGUCUGCACCAGUACAAUGAGUGGCUGGCAUGUAGGCAUGAGUCCAGUCUACUGCCCAUGAAAGAAGACCUGGCCACCUGGCUUAACAGAAUCCUUGGUUUGGAUGUAACAGCGGAUAACUUCAUGGACAGACUAGACACUGGCGUUGUCCUGUGUCAGCUUGCAGAGGCGCUACAGGAGAAGAUGAUUCUGGCCAGCAGCGGAAAGCCCUUUAUUCGCCGUGUGAUUCGCUGGCGGCCUGAUGCAGCCUCUGGAUCAUUCUUUGCCCGAGACAAUACAGCUAACUUUCUGUACUGGUGCCGUAAAAUUGGAGUGGAGCAAUCACACCUGUUUGAAUCUGAAGAUCUUGUUCUUCAGAAGCAUCCCAGAGAUGUGUGCCUGUGUCUCAUGCAACUUGCGAGAAUUGCUUCCAGGUACGGCAUUGAGCCACCUGCACUGGUCAAGCUGGAGAAAGAGAUUGAGAAAGAAGAAGAUGAGUCUUUGUCACCAUCCAUGUUCUUCGCCUCACCUCUGCCGUCUCCCUCCACCCCACCUGUUUUUUUCCCUCCUGAUCCAGAACCCCCUCCAGUCUCAAUCCCCUCAUCCAUCUCUCCUCCUCCUGACCCCUCUCCCUCUCCUCCUCUGGCCCCUACCCCUCCCCCAGAGUCCACAUCCAUUUUCACUGACCCAAACACCCAGUCUGAACCUCAGCAAACUUCACCAACUCCACCAUCACCCAUCAGGACACCCGUCAAAUCAACACCACCCUCACAGUCAAACAGCCUUGUGAAGACUAGUGGGAAAAAGAGUAGCGGUAACCUGCUGGAUGAGAUUGUGAGACGGAUAUCAGAAGAUCCACCAUGCAAAUGCCCAGUCAAAUUCUGCAUUGAGAAGCAGCCUAAAGGUCAUUAUCGUGUUGGAGACAAAGUCCUCUAUGUCAGGAUGCUGAAUGAUAAACAUGCCAUGGUUCGUGUUGGGGGUGGAUGGGAGACCUUUGGUACUUACUUGUUAAAGCAUGACCCGUGCAAGAUGACUGAGAUCGCUCGGCCUGGAACCAAAACCUGCAAGCCUAACGGCAGGUCCCCAGUCAAGAGAGAGCUGUCCCGGGACAGUUAUUUGGUCGUAGGUACUCAUUCUCGCUUCAAGAAGUAAUGUGACUCAGUAACUGCUACUUCUGUUAAAUCAACAGGCUGAUUUUUUUUUUUUUUUUUCCAUAAGAGGGAAGCAGCCCAGGUGGCUUGAUUUGUUUUUGUUUGUUUUUUUGGAUGUUGUAGUUAAUAUUUUUCUUUAGGGCAGUGGUCUUCUAAUAUGUCACAGGCCUGUUCUGAUAGGGUCGCAGACAGCUUAUCAACUUAUAAAAAGGAUGAAAAUGCUUUUGAAAAAGAUGAAAAAAGUGAGAAAAAACUGUGCAAGCUGAAAGAAAUUGACCAUAUGACCAAAAAACCACCUGGGAUCAUAAAACCAUUGAAAUUUAAUUGACACUCAAAGUCUAAGAAAUUAAAUCAAACUUCUGUUUGUCUGUGCAUUUACAAAAUUGCUUACGUAUUCAGCCCAAGGCAUGUUAAUGUCGCAUAUUAAUGAAUCUAUGAUUGUAUUAUUACAUUUCAAUGUUUAAGUUUAUUUUUAAAGAACAUUCAGUUUACUUUUAUAUGAUACACAAUUUUAAUGUACUGGGUCACCAUUUGAUGUCCAAUGUAAAAUCUGGCCUGACACAAAUAUUGACCCAUAUGUUUUUAUAAAGGGUAUCUCAUAUCUCCUGGGUUUUGUUUGCAGAUAUUAAGAAUUUUUCAUCUCCCUCUGUCUUUUUAUGCUAAAUUUUUAAAGCAUAAAGGGCAGGAUCUCUGUUGAAUCAUUUACCGGGAAGCCAAUAUCGAUUUACUUAAUUUUUAUUUUACUGUAACCUUUAAUUCUGAUUUAUGGGUGUUGUAUGCUGACUUCACAGAGACAUUUCUGUAAUGUAUUCUCAGUGAGGGUUUAAAGUGAACAUGUUCCACAAAGAUCCACUAGGUGGUGCCAUAUAUCAAAUGAUUAACUGUAUUUCAGUACUACGUACGUGGCAUUACUGCAAUAUUGCCUUUAUAUGUGAAAUUUGUCUAGAAUACUGUGAACAUAUAGCUAUGCAGUAUAGAAA